This is a messenger RNA of Lizanozyma spartinae, 3660 nucleotides long. It is a transcript of the gene SMC3, whose product is annotated as cohesin subunit. The record is from RefSeq and is a predicted model, not a curated record. Lineage: Eukaryota; Fungi; Ascomycota; Pichiomycetes; Serinales; Debaryomycetaceae. Gene Ontology annotation, molecular function: cohesin loader activity; double-stranded DNA binding; ATP binding. The transcript has a single exon. The coding region runs from base 1 to 3660 and encodes 1219 amino acids. Gene Ontology annotation, cellular component: chromosome. Gene Ontology annotation, biological process: mitotic sister chromatid cohesion.
AUGCACAUCAGACAGAUCAUCAUUCAUGGGUUCAAAACUUAUAAGAACGUGACUGUGGUGGAAGACAUUUCAUCUGGUCAUAACGUUGUUGUUGGACGAAAUGGAUCUGGUAAGUCUAAUUUCUUUGCUGCUAUAAGGUUCGUUCUCUCGGAUUCGUAUACGCAUAUGUCAAGGGAAGAACGGAUGAGUUUGAUUCAUGAAGGUACCUCUAUGUCCGCCUCGGUGGAGAUAAUCUUUGAUAAUUCCGAUGGUCGAUUCCCCGUGAAUAAGUCACAAGUAUCAAUUUCUAGAACCAUUGGACUUACGCGCGAUGACUACGCUUUCAAUGGGAAGACAGCAUCUCAUUCAGAGAUCAUGGGUCAUUUGGAAUCUGCUGGGUUCUCUAAGGCCAACCCAUAUUAUAUGGUACCGCAAGGUAGAAUCACGGCAUUAACUAAUGCAAAAGAUCAAGAAAGGUUAGCUCUCUUAAAAGAAGUGAGUGGUGCUACGGUGUUUGAAGUAAGAUUGAAGGAUUCAAUGAAGGAAAUUGGUCAUGCUGAUCUCAAAGUUCAGAGAAUAGAUGAAAAUUUGACUGCAAUCAAUGAUCGUUUAUGUGAUUUACAAAUCGAGUCUGAUGAUUUAAAAGAGUUUCAACAAUUGGAAAAGUCUAAGAAGAUCUAUGAAUUUAAUCUUUUAGAUAGAGAAGUCGAUGAUUUAACAACCUCCAUUGAAGGUUUGGAUCUGGAGUACCAAGAUCUCUUGAUAAGAUCACAGCAUGAUUUACAAGACUUGGAAAAGAGAGAGAAAAUGUGUCAGUCUUUAUCAGAGACUAUUAACGAGUUAAAGGUAUCUCAAAAUAUUGCCUCUAUUGAGAAAGAGCAAACUGAUAAGGACAAAACUGAAAUUUUAAUCAAAUUAUCGGAGAAACAAGUAUCUGUUGAUGAAUUGACACAGAAAAUAAAAGACUUAACGAAAAAUAAUGAAGAACGUCAGACCUCCUAUAAAGAAUUACAAGUUCGAAUGAAAGAAUGUGAAUCUAAUUUAAAUUUGUACAAGCCAGAUUUAGAAAAGUUGCAAGAACAAGAAAAGGGACUUAAGGAAAAGUUACAAGCAGCCACAAAUAUCCAAAGAGCUCUUUACAAUAAACAAUCGCGUUUCAAUCAGUUUGAUAGUAAAGAUUCAAGAAAUGAAUGGUUACAAGAGAAAAUUGGGCAAUUAAGGGCCGAUAUAACUGAAAAAAAUAAAGAAUUACAACAGCUACAAGUGGAAUUUGAUACCCAUGCCACUACAUUAUCUCAACUCACAGAGAGACAGAAUGAAUUGGAAAAACUAUUAGGUUCUGAUAAUUCCAGUACAAUCUCAUCUUUACGUUCAAGUAUCAAUUCUUUAAAGGAAAAGAUCUUGGAAUUUGCUGAUACUAGAAAGCAGCUUUGGAGAGAUGAAAUAAGAUUGAAAUCAAUUAAAGAUUCUUUAACCAUCGAUUACAUGAGUGCUACGGAUUCUGUAAAUAAAACUAUGGAUCGGUCCCAUGCUCAAGGUCUUUUAGCCGUCAAAAAUAUCUCUGAGAAGUUAGGGCUCACUGAUAAAGUAUAUGGGCAAUUACUGGAUUUAUUCACUGUUGGUGAUAAAUACAAAAUAGCAGCUGAAGUGGUUGCUGGGAAUUCUUUGUUCCACAUAGUGGUUGAUAGCGAUACUACCGCAUCCUUAUUGAUGGAAGAAAUGACAAGAUUGAAAGCUGGAAGAGCUACAUUUGUUCCGUUAAAUAGGUUACGGACGAAUAACUAUGAUUAUCCGGACAAAGAACAUCAGUGCAUUCCGUUGAUUAGGAAGUUGAAAUUCAAUGAAAAUGUAUCAAAAGCCAUGGUUCAAGUUUUUGGGAAUACUAUCGUUGUAGGUGAUUUACAAGAUGGUUCUGCUCUUGCACGUGCAUUCAAGUUGAAUGCCAUAACUUUGGAUGGAGAUAGAGCUAGCAAUCAAGGUAUUUUAUCUGGUGGGUUUAGAGACUACAAAAGUUCCAGACUAGAUGCCAUCAAAUCACAACUGAGAAAGAAGAAGGAAUUAGACAAAGUGGAUUUGGAAUUAUCCAAAUGUGUUGCACUGAUUGAUAAAACAAACCAUGAGUUAAACCACAUGCAAAAUCAAUUACGCCAAAAAAUCAUAGAUUUAGAAAAUGGUAUAAACUCUCAAGAACCAUACAAGGUUGAAUUAUCACAAAUUGAAGCUCAGAAAUAUGAUGCUCAACAGCAAUUGGAAUCUUUGAAGGUAAGGUUAUCCAGUUUAACAGCCAUGACCAAAGAUAUUGAACUGAGUAUUUCUUAUCAUGAAGAUGAAAUGAAAUCUGAUUUCAGCAACACUUUGACUGAAGCCGAAACUGCUGAAUUGCUUGAUAUUAACCAGGAAAUCGCCAAACAAGAAGCUGAAUUGAAUAAAGUGUUUUUCAAAAUGGCAGACGUGGAAGGUCAAGUAUCAACGUAUGAAACUCAAUUAAAGAAUGAAAUCAUGCCCCGUAUAUCCGAAUUGAAAUUAACGGGGUUACAGGAACAAUAUCCACAAGAUUUAAAUGAGUACAAAGAAAAGUUACAGGAACUUACCACCGAGUAUGAAACUUUACAAAUGCAAUUUGAUACUGUUGAGUCCAGAAACACCAACACUAUCAAUGAGUUUGAAAAUAUUGUCAAGGAAAUAUCAGCCAGUGAGAAGGCUUUAGAAGCAGCCAAUCGUCAACAGGGAACUUUGGUUCGUAAGAUUGAAACGUUUUCCAAAACCAGUGAAAAGCUUCUUUCUAGAAAGUCAAUGCUUUCCUCUAGAAGAGAUGAAGUUCAAAAGAAGAUUAGAGAUUUGGGUGUUUUACCUGAGGAAGCAUUUCAAAAGGCCGUUUAUGAAAAGUUUCAAUCUGAAGAAUUGCUAAGGAAAUUGAAUGAUACCAAUGAUGUACUCUCCAAAUAUGCCCAUAUCAAUAAGAAGGCUUUAGAACAAUACAACAGCUUCACCAAGAAACGGGACGAGUUGGUUGACAGACGGAAAGAAUUGGAGCAAUCCAAAGAUUCUAUCGAUGAGUUGAUCCAAAGCUUAAAGAGGCAAAAGGAUUCGGCCAUUAAAAAGAGUUUUAAACAAGUGUCCAAGAGUUUCCACGAUAUCUUUGAGAAAUUAGUACCUCAAGGCACAGCCAAACUUUUCAUGUUAAAGACGAGGGAAGAUAAUAGUAAUGAUUAUGAUCAUAGUGACCCUAAUGUUCAUGACGACGACGACGGUGAUCAGUCAAUAACCCAGACUCAGAUUGCAAACAUCAAUGACGGUUCCAGCACCAUUGAAGACUACGUAGGGGUUGGUAUUAGUGUUUCCUUCAAUUCGAAGCAUGACGAACAACAGAGAAUUGAACAGUUAUCUGGAGGACAGAAAUCACUCUGUGCCAUAGCAUUGAUUCUUGCUAUACAAAUGUGUGAUCCUGCUCCCUUCUACUUGUUUGACGAAAUAGAUGCCAAUUUAGAUCAUGCAUACCGUCUGGCGGUGGCUUCCAUGAUCCAUUCAUUGUCGUCAAAAGCCCAGUUCAUCUGUACCACAUUUAGACCGGAAAUGGUAGAGGUUGCUGACAAGUUCUACGGGGUCAUGUUUGCCAACAAAGUGAGUACCAUACUGGAAAUAAACCAAGAACAGGCAUUAGGGUUUGUUGAGAGUCGUUAA